UAGAAAUUGAGCGAGUUUUGACAUAACUCGAUAACGGCGCGAAAUGCUGCCUUUUAUGUUGCUACCGAUGUUUAUUCUGGGUGCCUCCUUCACUGUUCAGGGCAAGCCUUAUCAGAGGAAAGAAAAGGAUAUAUUGGUGAGAGUUCAUAGAGCACCAAAGCAGAAGAAAGCAGAUUGCGGUAAACAGUUGACGGGCUCCAAUGGUUCAGUGACGUCACCCAAUUAUCCGGGACCUUACCCCACUGACGUAACAUGCGUCUGGGUUAUUUCAGUUAAGCCGUCACAAGUGAUUGAACUAGAGUUUAAGUCUCUUGAUAUAGAGUACAGCAAAAAGUGUAAAUAUGACAGUUUGGAGAUUCUGGAUGGAUCUACGUCCAAGUCAGCCGAACUGGGAACAUUCUGUGGCUCGACAACUCCUUCACUUGUUCGCUCUUCUGGAAAAUCAUUGCACAUUACUCUGAAAUCGGAUGAGGCUGAUACAGGGAAAGGUUUCCAGGCAGUUUGGCGGGCAGUCGCUAACAACAUGAAGUGCGGGGCUACAUUCACUGACGAGAACGGUAGUUUCCAGACUCCUGGAUAUCCCAAUCAAUACCCCACCAAUAUCGAAUGCGAGUGGGUGAUAACUGUACCCGUCACUCACUCUCUAACUUUGACGUUUAACAAGUUUGAUAUGGAAGAAAGUUCAAAAUGCAAAUACGACCAUGUAGAGAUCAGGGAUGGUGACAAGGCCUCUUCGAAUUUGAUCGGCCGUUACUGUGGUUCUAGCCUUCCUGCUAAAGUGUAUGCGCAAGGAACCUCAUUGUAUAUAAAACUUGCCUCGGACGAAUCAGACACGGGAAAGGGUUUCCAAGUGUCUUGGACCAGUAAGCACCUAGGUGGAAAUACAGGUCUGCAAUUGUGUGGAACCAGUAAGACAGGAACAAGGAUUGUCGGCGGUAUUGUCGCCAAGCCUGGUGCGUGGCCCUGGCAAGCUGCCAUGAUCUGGGCGUUGGGGUCCGACAAGGGAAAGCAGUUUUGUGGUGGAUCUCUGGUGGACCCCGAAUGGGUCCUAACGGCGGCACAUUGCUUUGAUAUCACUGCAAACAAGAAAAUGAUGUUUAUUAGACUUGGAGAACACGACUUGAAUAAAAAGGAGGGAUUCGAGCAGGAUUUUGCAAUCGAUCACAUUUACAUCCAUCCAGAUUGGGAUCAUCAUACGACGGACAAUGAUCUGGCCUUAAUACGACUCGACCGACCUGCUAAUCUCACUGGUCGCGUAAACACUAUCUGUUUGUCUGAACCAGAGUAUAAGUUUCCACCAAGUACAAAAUGUAUGAUUAGUGGUUGGGGUACUACUCAGGAAGAUGGCGCUCCUUCGCCCGUACUCAUGCAGGCCAAGGUACCAAUAGUAGACCGCCAGGCUUGUCGUCAUAACCAAUCAUAUGGGGAGAAAAUCACUGAGAACAUGAUCUGUGCCGGGUUGCGUCAAGGAGGCGUUGACAGCUGUCAAGGUGAUUCUGGAGGACCACUUGUAUGCAAGAAUCCUGUAAAUCGUCGGCAGUGGGUACAGAUUGGAGUAACCUCCUGGGGAAAAGGAUGUGCCAGGGCUUUGAAGUAUGGGGUCUAUGCUAACAUCAAGAAGUAUCUCCCGUGGAUCAACUUCUUAACCAGUACUAUUGGAGGAGGUGAGGGUGGAGAUGAUGUGUCAACACCUAUUCCCACCCUACCACCUAGUCUUCCACCCAUCCCAUCAAGUCUCCCGCCGAGCCUUCCACCUCUCCCUCCAAGUCUUCCGCCUCUCCCACCCAGUCUUCCUCCUCCCCCUCCAAGUCUUCCGCCUCCAUUACCAAGUCUUUCACCUCUCCCACCAAGUCUUCCACCCGUCCCUUCAAUUCUUCCCCCACCCCCAACAACUUCUCCACCUCUCCCACAAAGUACUCAACAAAGCCCAGGAGGCAAUACGGUUCCUCCGCUGCCCCCACAGCCUUCUGGAAAUGUUGAUCCACCACCUUUACCUCCGCCGCCACCAGAAUAAAAAACGUACGACUCACAUCUUUUGUCGUCAUACUAUAUUGUAAGAGAUUAGUUUUUCUUGCUUUGGAAAGAAUGAAUAUCCGAUCACGAAAUA
Molecule: messenger RNA, 2107 nt
Organism: Pocillopora verrucosa
Lineage: Eukaryota; Metazoa; Cnidaria; Anthozoa; Scleractinia; Pocilloporidae
Product: acrosin
Biological process (GO): acrosome reaction; proteolysis
Molecular function (GO): serine-type endopeptidase activity
Source: RefSeq, a predicted model, not a curated record